Messenger RNA from Periophthalmus magnuspinnatus, 1007 nucleotides. Its product is annotated as golgin subfamily A member 7. The transcript is spliced from 6 exons. Gene Ontology annotation, cellular component: Golgi stack; palmitoyltransferase complex. Lineage: Eukaryota; Metazoa; Chordata; Actinopteri; Gobiiformes; Gobiidae. Gene Ontology annotation, biological process: peptidyl-L-cysteine S-palmitoylation; protein targeting to membrane; Golgi to plasma membrane protein transport. The record is from RefSeq and is a predicted model, not a curated record. The coding region runs from base 44 to 478 and encodes 144 amino acids.
UUCUAUUUGGUCAUACGGAAGUGAGGCGCAGGAGGCAGCUGCGAUGGCCGAGACCCACAGCCUCCAGGAGCUGCAGACUCCUCCGGUCUCUUCUAAAGUCUUCAUCCAGAGAGACUACACCUCAGGGACCAUUUGCAGGUUCCAGACCAAGUUCCCCUCGGAGCUUGAGAACCGGGUGGACAAGCAGCAGUUUGAGGACACAAUCCAGACCCUGAAUAACCUGUACGCAGAGGCAGAGAAACUUGGGGGGCGGUCCUACCUGGAGGGCUGUUUGGCCUGUCUCACUGCAUACACUGUGUUUCUAUGUCUGGAGACACACUAUGAGAAGGUUUUGAAGAAGAUCUCGAGGUUCAUAAAAGACCAAAAUGAGAAGAUCUAUGCCCCCAGAGGCCUGCUGUUGACAGACCCCAUUGAGAGGGGGCUCCGAGUCGUUGAAAUCACUAUCUUUGAAGACAGAGGCGUCGGCUCUGGCAGAUAAAGCGCACAAGACUCGGACACACCACCAUUUUGUCCCCUCGCCCACUCUGGAGUUUCCAAAACGACUGUACAUACAUUUGGACCUGUUCUUAUUAUUUAUAAGUUUUCACAUGUGUAUCUGUAAUUAUUUUUAUUUCCACAUUUUUUACACAUUGCCAUAUCGCCUUUGCUGCUUUUAAACUCAACAUUUGUUUGUGACACAGAAAUACUUUGGACUUCUCUCUCUACUUUGUGUUCUGUGGAUUGUAUUACAUUAUUUUUGCUCGUAGCCUUCUAAAGAGGCAGUAGCAUGUCGUUAACUGUGCAUGAAUGUGACAAAAUGAAGUGCAUAAUUAAGUCUUUAAAUGCACCUCUGUGUAACCUUUGAAAAUGUUAAUCUGCACACAAGUUUUUAAUAUAUUUUUUCCUGUUUGUAUUUCUUUAAUUACUAAUGUCUUUAAACCAUAAUAUACUUUAAAAUAUGCCAUUACUGUGUUCUUGUUUCAUAAACCACUGUUUCUCUAUGUAAAUAAAUGUGUUUUAUCUGAAAA